CCAACAUUAUUCACCUCAAACCACGUCUUCUCAAAAACCGAAAAGCUUUUCUUCCAGAAAAUUUCAAGCUUUGCAGAAGCCUUCAACUUCAAGUAAAUUUAAGAUGGCUCGUACGAAGCAAACUGCCCGUAAAUCAACUGGAGGGAAGGCUCCAAGGAAGCAGCUCGCCACCAAGGCGGCUAGAAAAUCUGCCCCAACAACUGGAGGAGUCAAGAAGCCUCACAGAUACAGGCCUGGAACUGUUGCUCUUCGUGAAAUCCGUAAGUACCAGAAGAGUACUGAGCUUUUGAUCAGGAAAUUGCCAUUCCAGAGGCUUGUUCGUGAAAUUGCGCAAGAUUUCAAGACUGAUUUGCGUUUCCAGAGUCAUGCUGUAUUGGCCUUGCAGGAGGCAGCUGAGGCAUACCUUGUUGGUUUGUUUGAAGAUACAAAUCUGUGCGCCAUUCAUGCCAAGCGUGUCACAAUCAUGCCAAAGGAUAUCCAACUUGCCCGAAGGAUUAGGGGAGAAAGGGCUUAGAAUGCCCUGCUUUGUCGUUGCUUAGAUUGCUAAAAGCCUCUUUUGCAAUUUGUGUUUUCUUUCCUUUGUUCUUUAGGAUAUUCAUAUUGAUACAUAAAUAGAUAUGAAUGGUUGUGGAUUACUGGGCAUUUGAUAUAUAGUCGAUUUUAUUGA
Messenger RNA from Solanum dulcamara, 667 nucleotides. Its product is annotated as histone H3.3. The record is from RefSeq and is a predicted model, not a curated record. NCBI's taxonomy places the organism in Eukaryota, Viridiplantae, Streptophyta, Magnoliopsida, Solanales, Solanaceae. The coding region runs from base 104 to 514 and encodes 136 amino acids. Gene Ontology annotation, molecular function: protein heterodimerization activity; structural constituent of chromatin; DNA binding. The transcript is spliced from 2 exons. Gene Ontology annotation, cellular component: nucleosome.